Molecule: messenger RNA, 7397 nt
Organism: Carassius gibelio (silver crucian carp)
Lineage: Eukaryota; Metazoa; Chordata; Actinopteri; Cypriniformes; Cyprinidae
Gene: dcc
Product: DCC netrin 1 receptor
Exons: 29
Coding region: 370-4641 (1423 amino acids)
Biological process (GO): cell-cell adhesion
Cellular component (GO): membrane
Molecular function (GO): protein binding
Source: RefSeq, a predicted model, not a curated record
CCUGGUGAGAUGUGGAGGUAAAAACGCAAUCGCUUCGCGCCAUUGUUCCGCGCACACACGCGCUCGACGGGAGACGGCAGAUGCAUCCGGUUCCAGACGGACUCUGUGCCGGGUUUUCGUUCCUUCCUCUUCAGAUCAAUGAAGUCGCAUCGCCGAACUCCUCGCGCACAGAGAGCGAGCGGCGCGGCGCGUCAGUAAGUCAGAGGAACCGCCGCGUGCGUCACGACCGGGAUCGAGGAUGGAGAAUCGUGCUGUUUAACGGCUCGGUAACGCUCGCGCUGAUCGUUUCCAUUCACGGGAGCGCAAGAUCCUCAAUCGCGCGGAUUGAUUGAUUGAUUAAUAGCGGAUUGUGCAGUGAUUUGGAGCAUCAUGGGCUGCGUCACUGGAGAUUUUCACCGGAGCAGGCUUUACGCGCUCCUCAUCGGGCUGCAUGUUCUCAGCGGUGUCUCCAGAACGCACGGCUCGGACGCCCGGCGGUCUUUCGUGGAGCUGCGGUUCGUGCUGGAGCCUCAGGACUCGGUGACGGUUCGGGGCGGUGAGCUGCAGCUGGACUGCGAGGCGCGCUCGGAUCAGGGCGUUCCGGUCAUCUCCUGGAAGAAGGACGGUGUUCUGCUGAGCGCGCUGGUGGACGAUCGCAGACGGCUGCUGUCUAACGGCUCGCUCCUGGUGCAGAGCGUGCUGCACUCACGUCACCACCGGCCGGACGAGGGCUCGUAUCAGUGCCUGGCCACGCUGGAGGGCCUCGGAGCCAUCGUCAGCCGCACCGCUAAAGUCACCGUCGCCGGUCCUCUGCGAGUGGUGGUCCCCACCGAGUCGGUCUCGGCUCAUCUGGGUGACACGGCUCUUCUGCGCUGUGAGGUGACCGGUGAGCCCAUGCCCGUGGUGCGCUGGCAGAAGAACAGGGAGGACCUGCCCUUGACCUUUGACCCUGACAGCAGAGUGGUCAUCCUGCCCUCUGGAUCUCUGCAGGUCAGCAGGGUCCAGCCGCCGGACUCGGCCACAUACCGCUGCUUAGCAGAGAACCCCAGCAGCUCCCGCACAGGCACAGACGCAGACCUGCGCGUCAUACCGGAGCCCGGGGUAGAGCGAGCGCUGAUGUUCCUCCAGAGGCCUCAGAAGGUCACGGCUCUACAGGGCAGAGAUGCGGUUCUAGAAUGUUCCGCCUCCGGCUUCCCCAACCCGUCCUUCUACUGGAUGAGAGGAGACGAGCUGGUCCAGAGCAGAUCAAAGAAGUACUCUCUCCUGAGCGCCAGCAACCUUCUGAUCAGCAGCGUCACAGACGACGACUCGGGAACAUACACCUGCGUCGCUCACAACAGACAGCAGAACAUCUCAGCGUCCUGCGAGCUCUCCGUGCUCGUGCCGCCUCAGUUCCUCAGCUACCCGUCGAACACAUAUGCGUAUGAAAGCACGGACAUCGAGAUGGAGUGUGCCGUGACGGGAAACCCGCAGCCCACCGUCCGCUGGGUGAAGAACGGAGAGGCCGUCAUUCCCAGCGACUACUUCCAGAUCGUGGAGGGCGGUCAUCUCCAGAUUCUGGGUCUGGUUCGGUCAGAUGAGGGUUUCUAUCAGUGCAUCGCUGAGAACGAGGCGGGAAACAGUCAGGCGAUGGCUCAACUCAUCCUGCUGCAGCCCGUGACCCCGAGCUCAGGCGUCCUCCCCUCUGCUCCUCGUGAUGUGGCCCCUGUCCUCGUGUCCAGCCGCUUCGUGCGCCUCGGCUGGCGGCCCCCAGAGGAGCCGCGCGGAACUAUCCUGACUUACUGCAUCUUCUUCUCAGAGGAGGGAAUCAACAGGGAGCGCAGUGUGAACGUGACGGAGGCCGAGAGUCUGCAGCUGACGGUCAGUAAUCUCAGACCCGAGGCCAUUUACUCCUUCAGGGUGGUGGCGUAUAACGAGCAGGGGCCCGGAGAGAGCUCAGAGGCCAUCCGACUGUCCACGCAAGCCGAGCUUCUGGUUCCUGGUCCAGUGGAGAACCUGCGGGCAGAAGCUGCAUCUCCAACCUCCAUCCAGACGUCCUGGGAUCCUCCGUCCCACACCAGCGGCCCCAUCCAGAGCUACAGACUGCUGUGGACCGAGACCUCCACCGCAAAAGAGCAGAACGUGGAGGUGGUGGGUCAGAGCUACAGGAUGGAGGGACUGAAGAAGUUCACCGAGUAUUCGUUACGAGUGCUGGCGGUCAAUCGACACGGACCGGGCCUCUCCGAUACAGACAUGCUCAUCACCACGCUCUCAGACGUGCCCAGCGCUCCACCGCAGAACAUCUCACUGGAGGUCGUCUACUCACGGAGCAUUAAGGUGAGCUGGCAGCCUCCACCUGCAAACACACAGAACGGAUUCAUCACCGGAUACAAGAUCCGCCAUCGCAAAACAGGCCGGCGGGGGGAACAGGAGGCCAUCGAGCCCAACAACCUCUGGUACCUGUUCACCGGAUUGGAGAAAGGCAGCCAGUACAGCUUCCAGGUGGCAGCGAUGACGGUCAAUGGCACGGGGCCCAGCAGCGAGUGGCACACGGCCGAGACGCCGGAGAACGACCUGGACGAAACUCAAGUUCCCAACCAGCCGAGCUCUCUGCACGUGCGUCCGCUGCCCAACAGCAUCAUCAUGAGCUGGACGCCGCCGCUCAACCCCAACAUCCUGGUGCGCGGCUACAUCAUCGGCUACGGAGUGGGCAGCCCAUACGCCGAGACCGUGCGAGUGGACAGCAAGCAGCGCUACUACUCCAUCGAGAACUUGGAGCCCAGCUCUCAUUACGUCAUCUCUCUGAAGGCCUUCAAUAACGCAGGUGAAGGAGUUCCUCUGUACGAGAGCGCCGUCACCAGAUCCAUGUCAGAUACGUCCACGCCCAUGAUUCCUCCCGUAGGUGUGCAGGCCGUGGCGCUCACAUCCGACUCAGUGCGGGUCAGCUGGGCCGAUAACUCCAUUCCCAAAAACCAGAAGACCUCGGAGGUGCGCUACUACUCCGUCAAGUGGAAGACAAGCCACUCCACCAGCAGCAAAUACAAGUCGGCUGAUACUACAGCUCUCAGUCACACUGUCACUGGACUGAAGCCCAACACCAUGUAUGAGUUCUCUGUUAUGGUGACUAAAGGACGCAAGUCCAGCACGUGGAGCAUGACGGCACAUGCCACCACUUAUGAAGCAGCACCAAGCUCCGCCCCAAAGGACCUGACUGUGAUUGGCCGAGAGGGACGUCCACGAGCCAUUCUGAUUAGCUGGCAGCCGCCGCUGGAGGCCAACGGACGAAUCACAGGUUAUAUCCUGUACUACACGCUGGACAAGAACAUGCCCAUCGAUGACUGGGUGAUGGAGCCCAUCGGAGGAGACCGCCUCACACACCAGGUCAUGGACCUCAACCUGGACACCGUCUACUACUUCCGCAUCCAGGGCAAGAACGCUAAAGGAGUGGGACCGCUGUCGGAGCCGGUGCAGUACAGGACGGCCAAAGUUGAGCAUCCAGAUAAGAUGGCCAAUGAUCAAGGUCGUCAUGGAGACAGCGGUUACUGGCCUUCUGACAAUAACCCGAUUGACAUGAGCAGCCUGAACGAGCCUCCGAUCGGUCAGAUGCGGCCGCCUCAUGGCAGCGUGACGCCGCAGAAGAACAGCAACCUGCUGGUGAUCAUCGUUGUUUCUGUGGGAGCCGUGACUGUGGUGGUGGUGGUGAUUGUUGCCCUGAUCUGCACCCGCCGCUCAUCCGCAGAGCAGAGGAAGAAACGUGCGACACACAGCACUGGGAAACGAAAGGGCAGCCAGAAAGAUCUACGACCUCCUGACCUCUGGAUCCAUCAUGAGGAGAUGGAGCUGAAGAACAUAGAGAAACCCUCGAGCUCCGCCCCCUCCGACCGCGAGUCGCCAAUCCAGAGCUGCCAGGAGAUGGCACCAGUCAGCAACAGCCAAUCAGAGAGCCAGAUGGGCAGCAAGAGCAGCCACUCAGGUGCAGACGGGGAUGAGGCUUCCAGCAGCAUUUCCACGUUAGAGCGAUCGUUAGCUGCCCGCCGGGCCACGCGCACCAAGAUGAUGAUUCCCUUGGACUCUCAGCCCAGCAACACACCGGUGGUCAGUGCCAUCCCAGUUCCCACGCUGGACAGCAGUCAGUAUCCGGGCAUCCUGCCGUCACCCACCUGUGGAUUCACCACACACCCCAAAUUCACCCUGCGGCCCAUGCCCUUCUCCACACUGAGCGUCGACCGCAGUUACGCUGCCGCAGAGGGCGCCGCUCCAAUGGCCCCGCAGCAGCCGCAGCCGCUGAUCCCCACGGCGCAGUCGGAGCCAUCGGGGUUGGAGGAGAUUCCCAGCCGCACCAUUCCGACCGCUUGUGUGCGGCCCACGCAUCCCCUGCGCAGCUUCACCAACCCACUCCUGCCUCCACCCAUGGGCACCAUCGAGCCCAAGGUCUACACGCCCAUGACAGGCGGGAGUUUACCCAAACCACAGGUGAAGACGGCCUCUCUGGGUCAGGCUGGGAAGGCCCGCUCUCCGUUACUGCCUGUGUCUGUGCCCACCGCUCCAGAGACGGGUGAAGACGGACAGAAGCAGACAGACGACCCGGCCAGCAUAUACGAGCAGGACGAUCUGAGCGAGCAGAUGGCCAGUCUGGAAGGUCUGAUGAAGCAGCUCAAUGCCAUCACGGGUUCAGCCUUUUAACACAGAACCUCUGAUUCACCUCAACCCCUCCAACGGGAUUAUAAAGGGAAAAUGACUCCGAAACCAAGCGUCUCUUUUCUAACACUGUCUGAGAUUUCAUACUGGUUUACGUACACGGCUGAGUGAAUCCAUCAGGAGGAAGACUGUGAGGAUUCCUGAGCUUCAUCUACUGACGGAAACCUUUCCCAUGGGAUUAUUAGCGAUUCAUCUCAAAACAGACCAAGUUGCCAAAAUGCAAUCUUUUCACUGACAUCUUGCCAAUCUAUUGCUGCCAAAACCCCUUGAAUACUCUUCACCAGGGAACUGUACGUUCACACUAGGAAGCGGUCGGAUGAAGCCGAGAAGAUGGGAUCGUUUAGCUCACGCAGCACUGAUUUAUGUUGUUGAUUGUUUGUUGUGUCUCUUUGUGAAUCUCAUAUUGGUUUAUUAUUUGACCGCAGUGACACUGUAAACCCCUGCGGUGUGCUCUUAAGUUCACGCUAUGUAUUUCAUCUCCAUCCAGGGAGAAAUGAACCACUUGUGCUGCCAAAACUGAUUUUCUUCCUCAGUAUUUUUGCAUUGUUUUCCGGUGAAAAUAUCAAAAUGUUCUUAAAUCAAGAUGCAUUUACUUGAGAAGUAAAUAUAACAAGUCUUCUGUUCUGAUAUAGACGUAAAUAUGAAGUCUACACUUACAACUAGAAGGGGGGGGGGGCGUGUUUAUCUUUCUGAACCCAUCUACAGAUAUAUUUUUUCCUGUUUUAAGCUUUUUUAAAAUAAGUCUUUUUUUCUCCAGGAAAAAAAGUGCACCAAAAAAACUAAACAAAAUCAAAUACAUUUUUCAGUAUAUUUUAAAAUAUUCAAAAAAAAUGUUUCCAAAAAAAAAAAAUCUGUAUUAGCAUAAAAAUUAGUUUGGCCCUUCAUAUAUUUUUAUCACAGAAAAUGCAUUCACAUUUCACACUUGUAGAGAAAAAAUUACAUGUGAACAUUUGAUAAAAAAAAUGUAGCUACUGUAAGAUUUUAAAUAUAUUUUCUUGCCCCUGAAAUACAUUUUGAAAUAUAUAUUUGGUAUAUGAAGGUUGAAUACUAAUAUAUCUUCAAUAUUUUGUUUAUUGUUUACAAUAUAUUUUGGCCAGCAUUUUCCCCCCUUUUUGAAUUUUUAAUGUUGGUAUAUUUGUACUGGAAAGCAAGUGAAAUCACUGAAGAAGAAACAGUUUUGUGGUCUUGUGUUGUUUGUGCUGUGACCGUGGUCAGUCGGUCAGCGGAGGAUGAAAAGGAGGACAAACAUGACAGAUGACUGAAUUCAUGCUAAUGUGACGCCUUUGAGACAUUUAAACCAUCAGCUUUCUGCUUUUUUUCCAUUUAUCUCUUUUUUCCUUUAAUGUCAGGAAGCACGAACAAGUCUUUUUAUGUGCCUAUAUAUAUUUUUGUUCACUUUAUUUAUUUGCUGUGCUGCGAGACAAAAGAUGGAUGAUGAAUGGAGGAUGAAAUGCGACCCUAUAUUUGAUAUUUUUCUGCUAGCGUACAGAUCCUGUAGCUGUUUUUUACUGUACAUAUGCAGCGAGCGACUGAUGGAUGGUCAUGGACUCGUUGGGUUUCUACGAUAUAUAUUUAAUAUAUGGUUUAGAUUGUUCCUUUCACAGUCAUUUAUGAAGACGAUGUGAUUAAUUCUAGAGCUUUUAUUUAGUCCAUUAGGAGAAUAAAGGAGGAGGAAUUCUGGGACGGAUUUUCACUGUGUUUCUGAAGGAAGAUGCUUUGCUUCAGCAUCGUAACACAUGUUGGGUGUCUGAUGUGUUCUGUGUGUCACGUUACAUGUGAUCGACAACAUUCCUGACGUCUGGAUUCUCCCACAAUCUUGAGCGUUCUCAUUCCCUCACAGUCCGUUCAUCUUUCUCACAGUGACGAUUCACCGUUAAAUAAUGUCAUUCAUUUAAAAAACUAAGCUCUUUUCUACAUCUGAUAUCAUAAUUGUUACUUUGUAAUCUCUCAAUUCAGACUUUUUUCCUGCAAUUAUGAGUUUAUAUCUCACAAUUCCUUUUUUCUUACAGUUUUCAGAAGUGAAAAUGUGUCAUAUUACACAUUCUUUUUUUUUUCUUAGAAUUGCAGGUUUAUAUCUCUUUUAUUUCUUAGAAUUCAGAGUUUGCAUCACAGAAUCGCAAGAAAAUAGUCUGAAUUGUGAAAUAAAAAGUCACAAGUUAUUUUUAUCACAUCUUAGUUCAUUUCCUGGUGAAGACAAUACAAGCAUCAUAUGACUGAGUUUUUCAUACCUCUAUCUGUGUAGAACUGAGCGGCGUUGGCAUGGUUUGUGUCAUACGGGGUUAAACAUCAUUCAUUUCCCAGAGACUCUUCCUGUAGUUGAGCAGUGCCGGGGCUGAUGGGAUUGAUCUCUGAUCAGCUGAUCAUUGGUGUGUCUCAGAAUCACCUUCAUGCAGUGACUAAUUAGUGGUGUUAAUGAUAGAAUCAGAAGGCAGCGUUGAGGAACAUGAGCAGACGUGUUAGAUCUUCUCUGCUCGCGAGAGGAGGAAUCAUUCUUAUGUGUAUUUUACUUCAUCCUUAAAUUGUCCAAUGUUAGCGUCGUUAACCAAAUUAGAGUAGUGAUUGAGAUCUGAAAUGCGGUUUUCCAGCCGCUGCCGAGUCGAACCCUCCGGCUGUUUCUACCCAUCACGUUGUAUACGAUUACUGGUUUUGUAAUGCACUGUAGAACAGUCCAAUGUUCCUUUUUAUAUAGAAAUGUUAUUUGAAUGGUGCAUUCUUUUUGUUUGAUAAAUAAAGCCUUUGAU